Messenger RNA from Dioscorea cayenensis subsp. rotundata (Guinea yam), 1753 nucleotides. Its product is annotated as delta-aminolevulinic acid dehydratase, chloroplastic. Gene Ontology annotation, biological process: heme biosynthetic process. The record is from RefSeq and is a predicted model, not a curated record. NCBI's taxonomy places the organism in Eukaryota, Viridiplantae, Streptophyta, Magnoliopsida, Dioscoreales, Dioscoreaceae. Gene Ontology annotation, cellular component: cytosol. Gene Ontology annotation, molecular function: porphobilinogen synthase activity; zinc ion binding. The transcript has 13 exons. Bases 44 to 1435 code for a protein of 463 amino acids.
ACAAAAUCUGGGGCCCACCAUCACCUUCCCGUUGGUUGUUGACAUGCUACUUCUGAUUCUGUUCCCAUUCAAGGAUAAGGCCAUCAUCCUCUUCCUCCUCCUCUCUCAAUCCAUAGUCCUAAUCCUCCUGCUCCAACUCCAUCAUCAUCAAGGCAUGGCAUCAACAAUAUCUUAUUCUCUGGGAAGUGUUGGAUUAGUGAGAGGUAUAGAGGAUCAGAGAUAUAUUGGUUUGAGGCCUUUGGCUGCCCAAGUUCAUUUUCAUGCUGCACCUUUUGUUAAAGCACAACGUUCAAUGCACGUUAAGGCAAGCAAUGAGCAGGAGACUAAGGUUAAGAGCUCAGGCUUGAGUAUUGAAGAAUGUGAAGCUGCUGCUGUGGCAGGGAAAUUCCCUGAUCCCCCGCCUUUUGUAAGGCCUUCGGGUCCCAAGGGAACCCCAGUUAUCACUCCACAGGAACUUACAAAACGCCCACGUCGCAACCGGAAGUCACCUGCUCUGAGAGCUGCUUUCCAAGAGACAAUUCUAUCACCAGCGAAUUUUGUAUAUCCAUUGUUUAUUCAUGAAGGUGAAGAAGACACCCCAAUUGGUGCAAUGCCAGGGUGUUUUAGGUUGGGAUGGAGGCAUGGGCUUCUUGAUGAGGUGUACAAGGCGAGAGAUGUUGGUGUUAACAGUUUUGUUCUUUUUCCAAAAGUUCCUGAUGCAUUGAAGUCAGCCAGUGGUGAUGAAGCAUACAAUGACAAUGGUCUGAUCCCUCGAUCAAUACGGUUGCUGAAGGACAAAUAUCCAGACAUUGUUAUUUACACUGAUGUUGCAUUGGAUCCAUACUCCUCUGAUGGCCAUGAUGGUAUUGUUAGAGAAGAUGGAGUUAUAAUGAAUGAUGAAACAGUUCAUCAGCUGUGCAAACAAGCUGUUUCUCAGGCUCGGGCAGGUGCUGAUGUUGUUAGCCCUAGUGAUAUGAUGGAUGGCCGAGUUGGGGCAAUUAGAGCUGCUUUGGAUGCAGAAGGCUUUCAUGAUGUUAGUAUCAUGUCUUACACAGCAAAGUAUGCUAGUGCAUUUUAUGGGCCUUUCAGAGAAGCAUUGGAUUCAAAUCCACGCUUUGGGGACAAGAAAACGUACCAGAUGAACCCUGCAAACUAUAGAGAAGCACUUAUCGAAACCGAGGCAGAUGAGGCUGAAGGAGCUGAUAUUCUUUUGGUUAAACCGGCACUACCAUAUUUGGAUGUUGUUCGUCUUCUACGAGAUAAUUCUGCAUUACCAAUUGCUGCAUACCAGGUUUCUGGUGAGUACUCAAUGAUAAAAGCCGGUGGGGUUCUGAAAAUGAUUGAUGAAGAGAAGGUGAUGAUGGAAUCGCUCCUGUGCAUCAAACGGGCUGGCGCGGACAUCAUACUAACCUACUUUGCUCGUCAAGCUGCUGGUGUUUUAUGUGGUAUGAGAUGAAAAUCGACUACUUUUUCCACGGAAAUAUUUAUGAUAUAUCAUUCGAGGAGUUAACAUUAGAAGCAUGGAUUGCAUCUGUAUUUCAUAUCUUGCUGUAAACAUCAGCUGUUAGUUUUCGCAUUUUCCUAUUUUGUCUGGUGUAUGAACAUGAGAUGUUUGUCAAUAAAGCUUUUGUCGAGCAAGCAAAUUGUUUUUUUCUCACUUAGUAGCUUGGAUGAAAUCCCAAAGAGUUCAUUCUUAUAAGAGAGUUUGGGAGCAAUAUUACGGCCUCUUGAUGUACUGAGUACAAUGUAUGUCAAUCUACUCUUUUUGGUGCUA